Saccostrea echinata is the source of this 2118-nucleotide messenger RNA. RefSeq lists its product as uncharacterized. The transcript has 7 exons. Lineage: Eukaryota; Metazoa; Mollusca; Bivalvia; Ostreida; Ostreidae. The coding region runs from base 225 to 842 and encodes 205 amino acids. The record is from RefSeq and is a predicted model, not a curated record.
UUACUUACAAACAAGACGUACAAUUGAAUAGGGAAUUAAUGCAGUUUUGCUUUUAAAGGAUUGGCCUAGAGGAACUUGUAGAAGUUAUGAAGCAGAAUUUCUUUGCGGAUGCCAAUUGUUUUCUGUAAAAAGUGCCUUAUUCGAUCCUUUGUUAACCACCUGUGCGCUAAUGUGGAAUGCUGAAAUCAAAAUAAAAUCUUAAACAGUUGUUAAAGAAAUUGAAGAUGACAGAAAAGAUGAGCUCAUCAAAGACAUUAUUGAAAAAUCAUAUUCGCCAUGCAACAAGUCACAAUAAGAUAGUUGAAGAAUCUCUAAUGUGGAGGCAGUAUGAGAUGAUGAAUGCUGAAAAAUGUCAAGUAAAUUCUAGGAAGUCAAAAUACACAAGGGACAAAUCCUAUAAACAGGACAGACAAAAAAGUUCCAGUUACAGAUUUUCUAAAAAGAGUGGGAGAAGUUCUUCAUUAGAUCUAGGUGGACAAUCCAAGCCAUCUUUUUACUGGACAAAAGAGUUGCAGAAAGCAGAGGAAGCUAUUCCAGACAGGUGGGACCACAGUGGCUACAAGGAGUUGCAUCCAGAAGAAUUCCAAACUGGAUCUGACACAGACAGCAAAUGUAAAAGUUCUGAGAAGAAGAAAAAGAUAAAACUAAAGAAGAAAAAAAGAAAAAGAAAACAUAAAGAGAAGAAUGACAGUGGUGAUGAUGAUGAUAUCGAUGAUGAACAAGAAAGAAAUAGAAAAAGAAAACGGGAAAAGUUAAAAAGAAAGAAACACAAACAUGUGAGGGCAGAUGAUCGGGACUCCAGUGAAGAACACAGCAAGAAGAGGGUGAAAUGUAAACAUUAAAACUUAUUACAGAGCCCAAAGCAGUCAGAGUAAAGUGAAAAAAUUUAAAUGAAGAGGCAGAAAUACUGAGGCAGGCCAAAGGAAACAGAAGAAAAUAUGAAAUACCAAAGAAGUCAGGGAUGGAUUGUUUGUGUGUGUUUACAGGCUCUUAUAUGAUUCUCUUUCUCAGAGGAGGAGGCUACCUGUAUAUGAAAUAAGUGACUGUAUGUGCAUGAGUUUUAAUGUUCUCAAACAGUGUAUAUGUACACCAGAUUAAAUGUGAUGGGCAACAAUCAUACAUUUAGCUUACAUUGACAAAGGCGAGAUAAGCUUAUGCUAUACCCCUAACAUCGGCAUUGGCAUUUGGGUUAAAGUUUGAGCAGCAGCUUUCAUUCCCUAGUGAUUAUAAGCCAUACGUCCCCAAACUUGGCUUGCAUCGUGCUAUGUACAUAUCUGACUUGCUUCAGGUGCAUGAUCAUAUACCGGAUGAGAGACCAAGUUCAAGUUUUUGAAGGUUAAAAUUAUAGAAACAAGUUUCAAUCAAAAGUACAUUGUAACUAUAAGUCUUAGUGACUCAGCUUGCAUGGAUGAUGCAUUUAGGGAUCAUACAAAAUAAAAGGAAUCUGACCUAUAUUUUCUAGAUGAGUAUAAUGGUUGGUUUUUGGAACAGAUUCAUUCCCAAGUAACUAAGCCCUACCUGGAUCAUAAUAUUAAACAAAUGAUGUUUCUAAGCAAUGCUUCAUUCCAUACUGGCUACAGAUGCUGAAUCUCACCUACAUUUUCUGGUUGAAUGAAGAUGUUGAUUUUUUUUUAACAGAUUCAUUCAUAAUUAAAUAACUACAAACUUUACCUGGACCAAAGUUACAUGAAUGUGAAUCUAGGGAUGCACACUACUAGAUUUGCUUCAAUAGAUGCUGGAUGAAUUGACUUACAUUUUCCAGUUGAGUAAAACAGGUCAAAGAUCUACCUAAACCAAACUUGCAUGGAUGAAGCAUACAAGGAUGCACACUACCAGACUUACUUGGGAUGCAGGAUUUGACCUACAUUUUUAGGUGAAUGAACAAGUUAAAGUUUUACAUCUGGUCCAUUUCAAAGUCAGUAUUAGCUACUACCGGGUAGUAAUUGGUUGACUGAACUGACAUUGGUAAUGCAUGUUACUUAUCGAUAACAUACAUGGGAGUGAGUUUUUAAAUCUUUGAUUACCUAUCUAUGUUUUAUAUCUGUUUCAACAAGAUUUUAAUUGGAUAAAUAAAUACAGUUUUUAGAAGAAAAAAAACACAACUUUGUACGAGUUCUC